Molecule: messenger RNA, 2051 nt
Organism: Drosophila gunungcola (fruit fly)
Lineage: Eukaryota; Metazoa; Arthropoda; Insecta; Diptera; Drosophilidae
Gene: RIOK1
Product: serine/threonine-protein kinase RIO1
Biological process (GO): maturation of SSU-rRNA
Cellular component (GO): cytosol; preribosome, small subunit precursor
Molecular function (GO): ATP binding; protein serine/threonine kinase activity
Source: RefSeq, a predicted model, not a curated record
UCAACGCUUCACUGUGAAUGGCAUUCGCAACACGUGCGGUUGGACAAAUUUGUGAAAUUAGCAGACUUUGAACAACUUUUGCACAAUAAAUACGUCAGAGAACUUAUUAAUAAUUAGUUAAUACUGCAUGUCCACGAUGAACAACGAUCAGCACAAAUACAGCGACGCCGAGGAGGAAGAAGAAGACCUAAAGAACUCUGAAUGGGUGAAAGACUUCAAGACCCUCACAGUGAAGCACGAGAUCUUUAAGGAUAAGCUGACGCCCAAGGAGGCCAGCGAUGACCUGGCCCAGGUGAUAGAACCCACCAACGAGGAGGAGGAACCGGAAGACGAGGACGCAGAGGAGUACGACGAGGAGGACUACGACGAUGUGGGCGAUGACUACGACACCUACGAGGAGGCCUACACGGGCUUCAACAAGCUGCACGCCCAGCCGCAGCUCACAAGCGCUGGAGGAGGUGCCUCCGGCGGAGGAUCCGGUGGCCCACAGCGCGUCAGCAGCUACCAGCCCAACGACAAGCUGCUGCGCCGCUACUCCGCCCGCAUCAACGUGGAAAAGUACGAUCCGACCACGAACAUGAGCGCCCAGGCGGCCAACCGGCUGGUGAACUUCGACCGCCGGGAGCGGACGCAGGUGCGCGACAAACACGACCGGGCCACCGCCGAACAGGUGAUGGAUCCGCGCACCCGGAUGAUACUCUUCAAGCUGCUGAAUCGCGGCCUCAUCCAGGAGAUCAACGGCUGCAUCUCGACGGGCAAGGAGGCGAAUGUCUACCAUGCCGUGUCCAAGAACGGCGACGAGGAGUUCGCCAUCAAGAUUUACAAGACGUCCAUUCUGGUGUUCAAGGACCGCGAUAAGUACGUGUCCGGCGAGUUCCGCUUCCGGCACGGCUACUGCAAGCACAAUCCUCGCAAAAUGGUGCGCACCUGGGCGGAGAAGGAGAUGCGGAACUAUUUGCGGAUGCGCAACGCCGGCGUCCCUGUGCCGGAGCCGAUCCUGCUGCGCUCGCAUGUCCUGGUCAUGCGUUUCUGCGGUCGCGACGGCUGGCCGGCUCCAAAACUCAAGGACGUCGAGCUGAGCACUUCAAAGGCUCGCGAGUUGUACAGGGAUUGCGUUGUGAUCAUGUGGCGCAUCUACAACCAGUGCCGCCUGGUGCACGCCGAUCUUUCGGAGUUCAACAUCCUGCUGCAGGACGGUCAGCUGGUGAUCAUCGAUGUCAGCCAGUCGGUGGAGCACGAUCAUCCGCAUUCCUUCGACUUCUUGCGCAAGGAUUGCACCAACAUAUCGGAGUUUUUCCGCAAGCGGGCGGUGGCCACGAUGACCGUGAAGGAGCUGUUCGAUUUCAUCACCGACCAGACCAUCACCGCCGAGAACAUGGAGGAGUGCCUGGAGCGCAUCUCGGAGCGGAUCAAGGAUCGCGACUUUGAUGCCAUCUCGGCUCAGGAGAAGAUCGAUGAGGCCGUGUGGCAGAACACUUACAUCCCAAAGCGCCUGGAUGAGGUUCGCCAUUUCGAACGGGAUGUGGCCAAGGCCAAGCAGGGUGUGCAGCAAAAUCUCAUCUACGGCAAGAUCACCGGCCUGACAUCCGAUCUGGAUGUGCAGCAGCAGCCUGACGUCCUGGAACCCUCCACCGGCAAACAGGAGGAAGGUAGCGAAGCCCAAACGAGCCACAGCGAGGACGAGGGAUCGCAGGAUGACGACAAUGACGAUGACGCUAGUCGGUUCAAGAACUCCGCCAGACCACGGGAGGAGUCACCGGAGAGUAAAAAGGCUCGCAAAAAGGCCGUAAAAGAUGCCAAGGCCGAGCAGCGCAAGGUCAAAGUGAAAAAGCACGUAAAGAAGCGCAAGGAGAAAAUGGGCAGCAUGAAAAAAUAGAAAUAGCGUUUAUAUAAAAGUGAGUUUAAGUUCUUAUCAUUUGAUUUUUUUACUUUGCUGCAUCGAUUUUUAUGGGCAUAUAAAUAUUAAUUAAGCCUUUUAAAUUAAAUUUAAAACCGAAAUUUGUUGAAACCAUUGAAAAGGUUCCAAAAAUAACGCGAUGCACCAUAAGUCA